UGAUCGUGGGAAUUAGUACGUUUGGUUUCAUUUCGCGGUGUAAAUUAAAAAAUAAAAAUAAAAUAAAAAACCCGAAGCCCUGUCCCCUUCCCAAUCCCUUUCUCCGAUCCUCUGCAACCCUAAUCCCCUGCAAUCGGAUCGAUCCUCCCUGCGCUCGAUCUAGGCAACGCCAUGGCCGACGACGACGACGGCGCCGGCGCCGCCGCUGCGGCGGAGGAGGAGCAGGAGGAGGAGGAGACGAAGACGAAGACGAAGAAGAGAAGUGGCGGAGGGGGUGGAUUCGUAUUCCGAUUGUGGAAGGGAAUCUUCGGAGGCGGCGGCGACGACUUCGAGAAGAAGCUGGAGAACCUCUCCAAGGAGGAGGCCUCCGUCCACAAGCGCCUCAAAAAGCGCGCGCACUCCUCCCGCCGCAUGGCGCGCAACGUCAUUGCUCUAUCGGUGGGCCUCGAGGGUGUGGCGGUGAUGUAUGCUAUCAUGACGACAAGAUCAGGGGAUCUGAACUGGCAGAUGAGAGCAAUUAGAGUGCUGCCUAUGUUUGUAGUACCUGCUUUAGCUACCAUUGUCUAUUCAGCGCUUGUAAGGCUCACAAGAAUGCUUGACCUGAAGGACCAAAAAACGCUCGAAAGACUUCGUGCAGAAAGGAAGGCAAAGAUCGAUGAGCUCAAAGAGAGAACAAAUUACUACACCACACAACAACUUAUUCAGAGAUAUGACCUUGACCCAGCGGCGAAGGCUGCUGCAGCAUCUGUUCUACCAUCUAAACUUGGGUCCGAUUCUGGGUUGAAAGUCUAUGUGGGAGAUGAGUCCAACAUCGACUCCUCUACAGGAAAAAGCAAUGAUUUUGAGCUGGCAGAAGCCAGUGGACUCCGAUAUAGGAAGGCGGUAGCUCAUAUGAAAGCCGGUAGCACAGGAAGCAGCCCAACUUAUCAACUUAUUGAUGGAUCAAUGAACGACGAUUUAACCGUUGCUGAAGAAAGUACAGUUUCAAACCGUAAUAUUGUUGAAAAUUAUAAGGGCUCAGGUGUUAAUUCUGGAGGAUGGUUCGCUCGAAUUGCUGCCUUGCUGGUGGGAGAAGAUCCAACACAGUGUUAUGCGCUGAUAUGUGGCAAUUGCCGUAUGCAUAAUGGGCUUGCGAGAAAAGAAGAUUUUCUGUACAUUACAUAUUACUGUCCACACUGUCAUGCCUUGAACGGGUCGCGACAGCUUGGGGAGCACGAAAUGGUGUCUGCUUCUGACAAUGGGACUCCGACCUCUCCAGACAGUGUUAGUAUGCAGGAUAACUCUAGCAGUAUGAGCUCUAUGUCAUCCACUCCGGUCGCUAAUUCUUCAAAAACUGCUCCUCAAGUGCCUGUAGAGAGUGAGCAAAAUGGUCAGAACAACUCUAGAAACGCGAGCUCUGUUUCAUCUGCUUCGGUUGAGAAUACUUUGGCAACUGUCGAAGAAAUGCCAAGAGGCGAUGAGGAAAAAUAAGUCGAAGAUGCUGAAGCUUCAUGACACUCUUUAGAAGUUGAUUGUGUCGUUUUUAGAUUUGCGUCGCCUGCUAUACUCCGUGUGUUUAUAUUCUGGCAAUCGGCAUUGGUACUUUGAUUUGCGUCUGGUGUUUUGCACAGAAUAUUGGAGAUCCUUUUUGGUUAUUAUUAUUAUUAUUGUUGUCAUUUUUGGUGGUUUGAGGUUGGUUGUAUGUCGAGUUGUCGAUGUAUAGAUAGUUUUAUAAUUCAUUAUUAUUGUGGAUGAAUUAUUAGUUGAACUUAGUGAGAGAUUGUACUCUGCUUUCGUAUGAGAGCGAAAAAAUUAAUAUUUGUGAAUUUGUUCAUCCUA
Molecule: messenger RNA, 1818 nt
Organism: Ananas comosus (pineapple)
Lineage: Eukaryota; Viridiplantae; Streptophyta; Magnoliopsida; Poales; Bromeliaceae
Exons: 5
Coding region: 172-1470 (432 amino acids)
Biological process (GO): endoplasmic reticulum tubular network organization
Cellular component (GO): endoplasmic reticulum tubular network
Source: RefSeq, a predicted model, not a curated record